Messenger RNA from Lytechinus pictus (painted urchin), 3310 nucleotides. RefSeq lists its product as uncharacterized. Bases 1 to 372 code for a protein of 123 amino acids. NCBI's taxonomy places the organism in Eukaryota, Metazoa, Echinodermata, Echinoidea, Temnopleuroida, Toxopneustidae. The transcript is spliced from 4 exons. The record is from RefSeq and is a predicted model, not a curated record.
AUGGGUGGAACGAAGAAGAGAAAGGAGAGAUACGAGGCAAAAAGGAGUCGCAUGACAUUGUCAACAGCAAUGUUUGACAAGUUCCGGAUAGCAAUGCUCUCAUCCGGAGAAAGCAAGAAUGUUAGUUUUCUGGAGUUGCUCAUUAACACACACGAAGAACACUCCAAGAAUUGCACCGGUAUCAGUGCAGGAACCAGUGUGGGAAAUGUCGAUGACAGAUCCCAAGAGCAGUCCCAUGAGUGUGCCAGUGAAAGUUUUGGGGAAUCAAGUAUGUGUACAAGGAAGGAAACUAUAGAGAACAGGAGUACCGCAUUUGCUUCGACACCUUUUAAGGGAAGUGGAGCCUCAGGCAAAUUUGCCGAUGAUAAGUAAGUUUAUUUAAAUUGAGGCAGUAAUGAUCAAUGAUAUGUUAAAUUAUGUACAGUUAUACUGCAGUUUCUUUCAAGACGAUAAUAAGCAUACCAGGCCUGUUUUACGAAGAGUUAAGAGUGGUCCAAUCAACCACAACUAUGGAAAGCCAACAGCGCCAAGUCGCCAACAUAUGAAAUGAAUAUUGAAAAUGUUUUCUAGAUACGAUGUACAUGUGUGUGUGUGAUUUACACUACUUAUACUACUGACUUACCGCAUGUUCUCUGACGCAUUCCUCGGGGGAUUUGCCACAGCAAAGCUUUUCAGCAUCUGUUGGCAUGUCGCGGCAGUUUCCACAUCGGCACCAAUGAAGUCCAGGUUCGCCACAUGGACUCGGAGGUGAACCACUUGGUGCAGAGCCAUCACCUCCGGACGCGUACAUAACGUCGAAGACCAUCCCUGGCCUUCGCUCUAUUGCUUUGAAGAGUAGGUUCUCUAUCUCCUGCCUGGUCAUUUUCGAAAUGUCAUCCUGUAAGUGAGAAGACAUGUGAAGGCUAAUUGAUACGAACAACACUUGAAUAGCUUCUCCAAACUAACAGUGACACCAGGCUGAGUGACACAAUGUUUAGGGUUUUUCGGGGUGAAUUCUUGGGUUCAUUGAAAUAUAUCUCACAACUGUAUUUCUUUCAAUUCAUUCAGUUAUAAACUUCUUUAUUUCAACUUUUUUAAUGCCUGAUUGCCUUGCUCCAAGUCUUAUACACAUACUGCAUCCAAAAUCAUUCCCCCCUCCAGAAAAGGUGGCCUAGCUUGCCUAAUGUAGGCCUCUAGGCCUAUUUAUUGGGAAAAAAGAUGAAAUCAAGUUCCUGUUACAGGACUAUGUAGUGUUUCAUUGGGCGAACUUGGAAAGAAAGGAAGCAAAGAUUCAUCCAGGUUUAUGUAAAAAAAAAAUUGUUAUUUAUACCUGAAUUUUCUGUUUCCGUUUUUCCCGUAAGUUGUUGAUUCGGUCUGCAUCCGAUUCGAUACUCCGUAGAUUUUGUGGGCCUAUAUUCCUUCCACCUGCACUUUUUGUUUUCCUGGUUCCCUUACGUCGAACGGAUGUUGUUAUUGUGGUGGUUGGUGUGGUGGUCGCUGUUGAAGGUGCUGAAGGACCCGCCUGGUCCUCAUCAGUCUCACUGUGUCUGCUUUGAAUGCGUUGGCCUCUUCGGCGUCCACGACGGCCGGUACUACUACUAGCCAAAGUGCUCUCUUGAAGUACAGCCUGGUGACUAGAACUGGCCUCAGUUCCCCUAGCCUUUCCUCUACCUCUGCCCCUGCCCCUUCCCUUUCCUCUUCCUCUGCCUCGCCCCCUUCUUGUCCUUGAAGAUUUCCCGAUAUUUCCUUCUGGUUCGAGUUCAGAUAUUGUGGUGACUGGCUCUGAUGGAUCCAGUUCAUCCCCAUGUCCCUCUAGUCUGGCCUUCUUAGGUGUUGUAGCAUCCAGUUCAGAGUCAGAGCCUUCAGAUGAACCCUGCAUUAGAAAAACAAAUUCAUGUCGAGAAAAAAAAAUAAUGUAAUUGGCCAUUCUUUCAGGGGGAGGGGCUCAUGACACUGACUAUAUAUAGGCCUACAUACGAUCAGACUGGUUUUCCUUGUAUUUAUUCUUUUUUUAUUUAACCAUAUCAACACAGAAUGAUAUAGGCCUACAUGUACGGUCAAAUUAGAUAAAAUGUAUGCAAAUAUCAUCCAUGCUUGCUUUCCCAUUGUUUUUUUUUAUGUCUGAUUUCAUACUCUCCUAUAUUUGUGCAGAUUUGGAGGGGGUGGUGCUUAUUAAUAGUUGCUAUAUACCCCCACCCCCCUCCCCAUCCCUCAAUAUGAUAGCUUGCUAAAAUACUCUCAUGCUGGUUACUGUUCGCAUAUGAACAUAUCCGGAAUAGUGCUAUGGUUUUCCAAUGAAAGUAAUGAUAAUGAUGUCGAUGGCAGUCCAUGAGAAAGGCCUAUACUAAUGGAUAGAUGAAUCAUUAACGAACAAUGCGUAUGUUAUUUUCAUUUUCCCCUUUAUUAUCAUUAUUAUUGCUAUCAUUAUUCCUUACUACUAUAUGUUGUUGACUUGUUGGUGCUGUUGUGUGACGGAGUUAAUGAUUUGAUGGCGACAAACUGGGUCUAAAUGGGGUAGAUAGUGCAAAUAACAAAGUGAUCUAAGAGGGCUCACUGCUGCAUGAAGAGGGGGUAAUUGCAAAAACUCUUUUAUACGUAUGUAUUACCAGCUGGAGCGGUCUUUCACAAAAUUUGAAGUUUUCGCUAUCACAUGCACAACGCCAUUUGUCAAAUAUUUGUCGAAUAUUUGUGAAUUAAAACUGCAUUAUCGUCUAUGGCACUGGACAAACAGGUGGACAAACGAUAUUGUUUUCGUCCAGUGCAAAUCUUCGGAUGAUCUGCUGAGGCCCGGUCCACCAUGCACAACGAGCUUGAGCUUGGUGACAUGCAUAUUCAUCGCCUCGUCGGCUCUUCAUCGAAAAAUAAUUUCAUCAAAAUUUUCAAAGAUCGCAUAUGCCAAAGGCUGCCGUGAGGGGGGAGAUUGAUAUUUCUAAGGACUGAAUAAAUAAUUGUGGAAGGGAGACCAAUCUGACGCCAAAAUGGGUCCACCCCGGGCAAGGGUGAAUAUUUCUCUCCAAAGGGGACCAGGGGCUUGAACAUUUGACAAGCAAGAAAAGGAAAAAAAAAGGUUAUCAUCUCAAAUGUAAGGUCAUUUCGACCGAAAUAAAUUUGACAAGCAAAAAAAGAAAGUUAUCACCCCAAAUGUAAGGCCAUUUCAUCCAUAAAUGCAUGUUUUAUUUAGAUUCUGAAUGAUGUAUUUGUUUCCACCAUAAAAUACCAACAAUAGUAGGGGGACAAUCGAUAUUGGUCCCCCUACUAGUUUGGGUGGGACGCGUCCUCCCUGUGAUUUCCGCCCAUGCAUGCCCCUGGGGUCCACAUAUCCAUUUGCGAC